Molecule: messenger RNA, 2607 nt
Organism: Chrysemys picta bellii (western painted turtle)
Lineage: Eukaryota; Metazoa; Chordata; Testudines; Emydidae
Gene: FZD9
Product: frizzled class receptor 9
Biological process (GO): non-canonical Wnt signaling pathway; canonical Wnt signaling pathway
Cellular component (GO): plasma membrane
Molecular function (GO): Wnt receptor activity; Wnt-protein binding
Source: RefSeq, a predicted model, not a curated record
GCGGCUCAGCGGCCGCGGAGGCAGGAGCGGCGGCGGCGGCUCCGAGAUCCCCGGACCCGGCGCGUCCGCCUGUGCCCGGCGCAUGGAGCCCCGGCGCGGCCGGGCGCCCGCGGGGGGAGCAGCCCCUCGGCGCCGCUCUGAGCCGCCGGCCGGGGCUCGGUGCCCGGUGCCGCGGGAGGGACCCGGCUGCGGAGCGGCGAGCGAGCCGGCCCCUGCCAUGGGGCUGGCCGGGGGGCGCUGCCCAGCCCGGGGCUAGCGAGGCGGCGCGCCCAGGGGGUUGCCUGGCUGGUGCUCUCCGUGCCUGGGGCAAGAUGGGGGCGUUUCUGUAGCGCCCUGGCAGCACCCAGCCCUGGCGGUAGCGGGGUGCCCGGGACGUGCCAGGAGCCGGCCAUGGCAGCCCUGCGCCUGAAAAUCAUCGUGUCCUUCCUGUGCCAGCUGGUGGUGGCCUCCACCUUGGAGAUCGGCUCCUACGACAUCGAGCGGGGCCGCGAGGCCAGAUGCCAGCCCAUCGAGAUCCCCAUGUGCCAGGGCAUCGGUUACAACAUGACCCGCAUGCCCAACUACAUGGGGCACGAGAACCAGCGGGAGGCGGCCAUCAAGCUGCACGAGUUUGCCCCCCUGGUGGAGUACGGCUGCCACGUCCACCUGCGCUUCUUCCUCUGCUCCCUCUACGCCCCCAUGUGCACGGACCAGGUGAGCACCAGCAUCCCGGCCUGCAAGCCCAUGUGUGAGCAGGCCCGGCACAAGUGCGCCCCUAUCAUGGAGCAGUUCAACUUUGGCUGGCCGGAGUCCCUGGACUGCAGCAAGCUGCCUACCAAGAACGAUCCCAAUGCCCUGUGCAUGGAGGCACCCGAGAACGCCACCCCUGGGGACGCUCCGAAGGGACAGGGUAUGCUCCCGGUGGCGCCGCGCCCCAGGCCCUCGGGGACUGGAGAGGGCAGGGGGCCGAACAGCUUGGGGUCAUGUGAAAACCCCGAGAAGUUCCAGUACGUGGAGAAGAGCCUCUCCUGUGCCCCCAAAUGCUCCCCUGGGGUGGAUGUGUACUGGUCCCGGGAGGACAAAGAUUUUGCCUUCAUAUGGAUGGCAGUUUGGUCAACGCUGUGUUUUGUCUCCACGGCCUUUACGGUGCUCACCUUCCUGCUGGACCCACACCGGUUCCAAUACCCGGAGAGACCCAUCAUCUUCCUCUCCAUGUGCUACAACGUCUACUCGGUGGCCUUCAUCAUUCGCUCAGUGGCUGGGGCUGAGAACAUAGCCUGUGACCGGGAGAACGGGGAGCUGUACAUCAUUCAGGAGGGGCUAGAAAGCACCGGCUGCACCAUCGUCUUUCUCAUCCUUUACUACUUCGGCAUGGCCAGUUCGCUCUGGUGGGUCAUCCUGACCUUGACCUGGUUCCUGGCAGCUGGGAAGAAAUGGGGACAUGAGGCCAUCGAAGCCCACAGCAGCUACUUCCACAUGGCCGCGUGGGGCAUCCCAGCCAUGAAGACCAUUGUCAUCCUCACCAUGCGAAAGGUGGCAGGAGAUGAGCUCACCGGGCUCUGUUACGUGGGAAGCAUGGACGUCGGUGCCUUGACGGGGUUCGUGCUCAUCCCGCUCUCUUGCUACCUGGUGAUUGGCACCUCCUUCAUCCUCACGGGCUUCGUCGCCCUCUUCCACAUCCGGAAGAUCAUGAAGACGGGAGGCACCAACACAGAGAAGCUGGAGAAGCUGAUGGUGAAGAUUGGGGUCUUCUCCAUCCUCUACACCGUCCCGGCCACCUGCGUCAUCGUCUGCUACUUCUACGAGCGGCUCAAUAUGGAUUACUGGAACCUCAGGGCGUUGGAGCACGGCUGCAUGGCCUUCCCCGGCAGGCGCAGCACCCACUGCUCUUUGGAAGCCUCGGUACCCACCGUGGCUGUCUUUAUGCUAAAGAUUUUCAUGUCGCUGGUGGUGGGCAUCACCAGUGGCGUGUGGGUGUGGAGCUCCAAGACGCUCCAGACCUGGCAGAGCCUGUGCAACAGAAAACUGGGCAUGAGGACUAGGGGGAAGCCUUGCAGCGGGGUCACUUGCACUGGGGCGCAUUGCCAUUACAAAGCCCCUACGGUCACGUUACACAUGACCAAAACAGACCCUUACCUGGACCAUCCCACGCACGUCUAGAAGGGGGUCUCCCUUUGACUGCGGACGCAGCACAGAGAAUCUCACGGGUAAGGGACUAGGAGGGAAGAGAAGGGGCCUGCUGAGUGCAUGCCCAGCUGUUUGGGGGGACAGGGCAGGCCAACAGCACGGAGCUCACUCAGAGCUGAACGGCGGAGAGGGGAAAAGAGGAGGUUGGACUGUGAGGGGGCGAAUGCACCCUGGCAUGUGGGUACUAGAGCCGAGGGACCCGAAGGGAGCUCCCUGGCAGAGGGUUUUGGCCCGGGAUACCUGCUAAACCGGUAGCUGCUUUUCCUAGAGUGUUUUUGUUUUGUUGCUAUUGCCAAACCCAGUGACUGGUUUAACCCUUGGUUUGGGGGUGGGGGGGAAUAAUCCAACCUGAGGUUAUUUAAUUCUGUAAUUUAUUUUAGAACUUUUUUUAAUCAUUAGCUGCAAGGAAUGGAAACAAUAAACCCUGAUGUGUUACUUCAA